GUGAGCCCUGGUGAAAAGUGGGAAAAGUGCUCCCGGAGAAUUAUGGCAUUGUAUCUUAUCAGGGGAAAGGGAGUAUACGGAAAUUCGCAACUACGUUUUUACUGCUCAACCAUGAAGAAAGGACUAGUGCUCGGAGUCUACGAUAUAGAAAAUAAAGACGAUUCUGCAAAGCCAAUCCUAACACCUGCAGCUAUCAAAUACGAUCAAACUUGUAAUGGAAAGCUACUCAAACAGAUCCAGUUAGCUGGACCACAAAUCAAGAAAUCAGAAACGAGAAUUUUCUGGGGACUUGAUGACUCUUUCACCGCUAUCGCGGUUGUUGGACUUGGAAAGCCAAAUCUUGGAAUCAAUGAGCUCGAAGAAAUUCAUGAGGGCAAGGAAAAUGUUCGUUCUGCCGCUGCCGCGGCUUGCAAAGCUUUGGAUUCCGCAGAAAUUAAAGACAUCAGCAUAGAAGCUCUCGGAGAUGCUGAAGCUACAGCCGAAGGUUCAAUUCUUUCUUCUUGGUUUUUCCAGGAGUACAAAAACAAGGAAAAGAGAAAAGUCUUUCCAAAGGUUUCCCUCUAUGGAAACGAAGGAGAAAAAGAAUGGAAGGUUGGACAGAUUAAAGCCGAGGCUCAAAACUGGGCGAGAAAACUCUCGGACACCCCAGCUAAUUUGUUGACUCCUACGAUUUUCGCCGAGGAAGUGAAGAAGGUGCUUGGCAACCUUGGCGUUCGCGUCGAUGUUCGAGACAAGGCCUGGGCCGAGAAAAAGGGAAUGGGAUCGUUCCUGAGUGUUUCUCGCGGUAGCAACGAGGAGCCAAAGUUCCUCGAAAUUCACUACAAAGGUGGCUCCGACCCUCCAAUCGCUUUCGUCGGCAAGGGAGUUACUUUUGACUCUGGCGGUAUAAGUCUUAAGCCAGGUGCAUUGAUGUCUGAGAUGAGAGCUGACAUGGGGGGUGCGGCCUGCGUUGUUGCGGCAAUCAAAGCUGCGGCCGAAUUGAAACUGAAAAAAAAUAUAGUGGGUUUGAUACCUCUAACGGAAAAUUUGCCUUCCGGACAUGCAACUAAACCUGGAGAUUUGGUUACCGCUAUGAAUGGCAAAACAAUAAUUGUUGACAACACGGAUGCUGAGGGACGUCUCAUUCUUGCUGAUGCCUUGUGUUAUGCACAUGAAUUUUCACCAAGAUUUAUCCUAGAUAUCGCAACUCUGACUGGUGCUGUAAGAUUUGCCUUAGGAUCAGCCGCAACUGGUGUUUUUAGUAACAACACGGAGCUCUACGAAUCUUUAAAUAGAGCUGGAAGACUGAGCGGGGACAGAACCUGGAGAUUGCCUUUGUGGCAACAUUUCACGGACCACAUAGCAAAGGCAGAAAAGUCUGCAGAUUUGAAUAAUCUGGCGAAAAAUAGCAAGGCAGGUUCCUGCACCGCAGCAGCAUUUUUGCGGGAAUUUGUUGACAGUAAAAUUCCCUGGAUGCACCUCGACAUUGCUGGGGUGAUGGGGCCUGGUGAGAGUGGACAUGCCUAUAUUCCUGGAGGAAUGACGGGACGCCCAACGCGCACCAUCAUCACCUUCCUCGAGAAGUCCUCCUAAACGCAACACCAUUUUUAUAUACAUAAAAUACUCUUCUUUCCUACGCGCGAUAACUACUAAUUGCUCCAUGAAUUCUCGCCUCGAAAUUCGAAAGAUAGAAGGGUAGAAUUCACUGAUACAUUGUUACCGUUUCCUAACUUUUACAGCAUUUAUGGUCUCUUCAUCUAACUCUCAAACUUCUCUUUUCUUUACUUUACUUUACUUUUUGUUACAUAUUUCGAUGAACGUAAUUAUUUACGUAAGAGCCAAUCAAAGAUAUUCGACUAAUGGAACACAACAUUAGUAUAAAAGAAAAAAGAAAAAAAAAGUAACGUGCCUAUCUUAUAUUAUUUAAGAUACGUUUGUUAAUUGGCAAACAAUAAACAUCGUCUGAAAUUAGGGUAAGGAAUUUUUUUUUUUUAAAGUUUUAGGAUCAGAGUCGAAAAAUCGACGAGAGGCACGAGUCAUUUAGAAUGUUUUUACUUUACAAUGUACCUUUUUUGUAAUAAAUAAUAAUCAGUCGAUUUAUUCUUUA
This is a messenger RNA of Belonocnema kinseyi, 2086 nucleotides long. Its product is annotated as cytosol aminopeptidase-like. Gene Ontology annotation, cellular component: cytoplasm. NCBI's taxonomy places the organism in Eukaryota, Metazoa, Arthropoda, Insecta, Hymenoptera, Cynipidae. Bases 43 to 1572 code for a protein of 509 amino acids. Gene Ontology annotation, molecular function: metalloaminopeptidase activity; manganese ion binding. Gene Ontology annotation, biological process: proteolysis. The transcript has 8 exons. The record is from RefSeq and is a predicted model, not a curated record.